Messenger RNA from Encephalitozoon hellem ATCC 50504, 552 nucleotides. Its product is annotated as peptidyl-prolyl cis-trans isomerase. Bases 1 to 552 code for a protein of 183 amino acids. Gene Ontology annotation, biological process: protein folding; protein peptidyl-prolyl isomerization. Gene Ontology annotation, molecular function: peptidyl-prolyl cis-trans isomerase activity. The transcript has a single exon. Lineage: Eukaryota; Fungi; Microsporidia; Unikaryonidae. The record is from RefSeq and is a predicted model, not a curated record.
AUGUCAACCCAGAACGAUAAGAACAUUGACUGCAAUACAGACAAGGAAGGCGGAGACGUCUACUUUGACGUGUAUGCAAACGAGGAGAGCCUCGGAAGAAUCGUGAUGAAGCUCUUUGACGACGUUGUUCCAAUAACUGCAAGGAACUUUAGAGAGCUCUGCAGGAGGCCUAAGGAAGAGGGAUAUAAGGGAUCCACUUUCCACAGGAUAAUUCCCGGGUUUAUGAUCCAAGGCGGAGACUACACUGCACAUAACGGAACCGGAGGAAGGAGCAUCUAUGGAGACCGAUUCGAUGAUGAAAACUUCAAGCUAAACCACUCGAAGGAGGGCAUUCUUUCCAUGGCAAACUGUGGAAAGAACACAAAUGGAUCUCAGUUUUUCAUAACUCUUGAGAAGACACCAUGGCUUGAUCGAAAGCACGUUGUCUUUGGCGAGGUGGUUGAAGGGAUGAGUGUUGUGCACAAAAUAGCCAAGUACGGAAGCCAAAGUGGCAAAGUAGCAGGAGGAUACAGAAUCGAAAUAAGAGACUGUGGCGUCCUCGAAAAUAAUUAA